Messenger RNA from Peronospora matthiolae, 810 nucleotides. The record is from the annotation of a GenBank genome assembly. Lineage: Eukaryota; Oomycota; Peronosporomycetes; Peronosporales; Peronosporaceae.
AUGAUGGAACAUGCUGGACUGGGAAAGAGCUACUGGGGUGAAGCAGUGAUGGCGGCGAUGUUUCUUCGAAACCGCUGUCCAACACGUGCCAUCCACCAAGACAAGCCUCCAUAUCAAGUGUGGACGAUGAAGAAACGGAUUCUGGCCAAGCUCAAAGUGUUUGGAUGCCACGCGUAUGUUCAAGUGCCUCAAGGCAAACGCGCGAAGUUCGACUCCAAGUCAUCACUCUGUCGUUUCCUGGGGUACGCCGAACACCAGAAGUCAUAUCGAUUCGAGGAAGUGUCAACAGGAGCGAUCGAGAUCAGUCGCGAUGCCACGUUCAUGGAAGACAAGUUUGAUGAAGGUCCGCGCAACUACAACGAUGAGUCAAGUACCGUUGAGUUUGAUGAUCAAGACGAGAACGAAGAAAAAGAAGAAGGUAAAACUGACGUCGACAUGACUUCGAGCGACGAUGACGACGAAGACACCAGGUCUUCGAAGAGCAACAUCGAGAGACACACGCGCACUCAAUCGCUUGAGAAAGGUACCGUCAUUCCAAGUCCCAAGCGAAGAACGUACAGAGGUCCGUCGCUUGAGCAUGUGUCAGCUGCUGCGACGGAUUUUGAAGCAGUCUACAUCGUUGAUUCAGUGGGGGGAAUGCCGACUACAUUCAAGUCGGCGAUGGAAUCAAGCGACUCCGGCAAGUGGAAAGAAGCGUGUGACUCGGCGUUCGACUCGCUUCAGAGAAACGACACGUGGGAGAUCGUGCCUCUUCCGAAAGUUCGCAAUGCCAUCGGGUGCCGAUGGGUGUUUCGUGUCAAGGAGAAUUAA